AUGAACCCGCAAGUGACCAACAUAGCCAUCAUGCUUGUCAUGAUGGGCGCGUCCCGUUUCAUAGACAUGGAGAACAAGACGGUCAUCCUGUACAUCCGCGUGCUGUACUGUUCCUGUGCAGCGGUCACUUGGCUCCUGUACCAACUCACCGCAGCACGCAUCAACCGUGCCAAUGACUUGUCCCUGUUGAAGUACGCGGAACCACCGCAGAAUGCGCUCCUCGCAGCAACGUCACUGGCGGAGGAUACCUCCCGUCCACGGCUCAAAGUGACCACCGUCCACGACUACGACAUGGAGUCCAUCCAGGCUGCGCUCAAGUCCCUGUACCAAUCCCUCGCGUUCAUGUUGUUCCUACACUUGUACCUCAAGUACAACAACCCUCUGUUCAUGCAAGCCAUCGGUCCCGUCAAGGGAGCCCUAGAGAACAACGUCGUCAAGAUUCACCUGUUCGGUAAACCAGCCACGGGGAACCUAAGGAGACCGUUCCGUGCAGAAUCCCUCUUGAGCAAGUUCAGCGGCGGCAGCGACGAGGUCAAGACCGAUAAGAAGACUAUCGAGGCCCUCGAAAUGGCCGGUGAAGGAGGCGCCAUCCGCAAACUGGACUGA
Messenger RNA from Huiozyma naganishii CBS 8797, 606 nucleotides. RefSeq names its product PHO88 family protein. Bases 1 to 606 code for a protein of 201 amino acids. Gene Ontology annotation, cellular component: mitochondrion; endoplasmic reticulum. NCBI's taxonomy places the organism in Eukaryota, Fungi, Ascomycota, Saccharomycetes, Saccharomycetales, Saccharomycetaceae. The transcript has a single exon. The record is from RefSeq and is a predicted model, not a curated record. Gene Ontology annotation, biological process: protein targeting to ER.